This is a messenger RNA of Topomyia yanbarensis, 5979 nucleotides long. RefSeq lists its product as uncharacterized. The coding region runs from base 576 to 5888 and encodes 1770 amino acids. Gene Ontology annotation, molecular function: ATP binding; protein serine/threonine kinase activity. Gene Ontology annotation, cellular component: nucleus. Gene Ontology annotation, biological process: intracellular signal transduction; protein phosphorylation; positive regulation of apoptotic process. Lineage: Eukaryota; Metazoa; Arthropoda; Insecta; Diptera; Culicidae. The transcript is spliced from 5 exons. The record is from RefSeq and is a predicted model, not a curated record.
AGGUGUUAAACUGUGCGAAAAUAACAGUUUUCAGUUUAGUCUGAGAAUUGUCACCGGACGAGCAUGGUUUUUUCUUUCUGUAAAAUGAUCGAACGGAUCGUUUUAUUAACAGUGCCAAUGAAAGUGGAUUAUUAAUUUUCAAUAAUGGUUGAACGAGGCAAAAAGAGAGUGAUCAUUUUCCAAUUACCGGUUACAUAUGCACAUGGGAACUGAUUUGUGGCGAUUGUCCAGUGUUUUCUAUACUCAAGUUGAAAGUGAUACAUCCUUCGAUUGGUUCAUUCGGAAAUGAGUUGAGUUUAUUAUUCGAUAUUGUACAUAAAUGCACGUUGAUUGUAUCGAACAAGUGGCACAAUAUGGUGAAUGGGUUGUUGCAUGUCGUGACGUUAUAUUUUCAGAUUUUUGCGGUGAUUAGCUGAUUGUUCGUGGUAUGGGGGCCGAAUAUAAUCCUGAAAUUGUGGAACUGAUGCUGUGUUAACAAGUGUGGAAUCGAAAGUGGAAAACAGUGAUAGACGACGUGGGUUAUUGUUUGCACUAGUAGGCAUCUCUAGGACGGAAUACGUCAACGAACCAUAACCAUGGGUCUUUUCGGGUGGAUAAAAAAGGACACUAACCUGCACCGACGCCGCGAGAGUGCACCACCGGUUACCAAGAACAUAACCGAAAGCGGUGCCAGCGCCAACCGGGACCAGGCGUACAUCGACAAGCUGAACAAAUUCAACGAAUGGCGCGCGAAACAAAGACUUGAAAGAAUUAGUGAGGGAUGUACGCUGGUGUCACCCGACCGUAGGAUUCCGAGUGUUAUUGAGGAGGAAAAGGACUCCGAAGGUGGCGAGGUCAGUGACUUCAGUUCGGACAUUGACAUCAACAGCGAGGAACGUAGGGUUUUGAACCGGAGGCUUGAUAUCCCAAAAAGUCCUCGAUAUACCAGACAUCGUCAGGACGCAGGUGUACCCAAGAAACCUAAGCGGUCAGUUGAAUUCUAUAGAAAUAUUAACAGGAUUCCGGAGAAUGGCGAGCAUAGUUUAAACAAUGGUAAAAAUAAUAAUGUUCACGAGAGAUUUUCGCUUCCGUCCGUGAUGGCUUCGGCAACACCCGGAAGAAUCAAAUUCAACGUUUCCAAAACCAACAAUAACACGAUCUAUGAAAACGAACGUGAAGAGUUUGAACAGAUGCGUACAAACGAUACAAUCGGAGACACCUACGCUGUAGAAAGCCCUCCAAGCAGAUUUUAUAAAGAAAAUUCAAGCCCGUAUUCGAAAAAUAGUUUGGCCUGUCGCACAAGUCCAGCGGUUGUUGAUUCUACAUCGAAAAAAGCAGUGAACUUAUUGCAGAAGUCAGCUCGCUCCCGCAGCUUCAAGGACAAACCAGCCCCUCCACCGCCGAUGCCAUCGUCCGAUCCGCCCGUUCUAGUGGAAAAGAAGCACAACCGUACCAUCGGUAGCGGUUCGGAAUCUCCGUUCGCUGGUUCCUAUCGCAAGUACGACCUCAACUCGUCGUCAAUCUACGACGAGCACAUCAUCUCAUCACGCGCCUAUCGGGGAGACAUGAAACCUCUCAAUUCAACUGCCAACAGUCCUGCCAGCAAGGAACGACGAAAGUCACCUUCCUACCAAACGGUCAUUAACAAACACGGCGAUCUGGUGGACUAUGCUCUUCCAUUCAGUGAUACAACCGAUACUCAGUCGGAACUGAACUGCACCAACGAUAUCCGAGCUUGCGAAGAGGUCAUCAAUGAAAAUUUCCGCUUCCUGAACAGUGACAUUCAGCGUUCCACCGUGGUAAUCGAUGACAGUACCAGCAUGAUCCACGAACCAAUCAGCGUCCUGAAGGAACGAGCACCUCAAAUCGUAACCGACCUGGAUCGAUCCAAUCAAAGCACAGUUAAGGGCGAAGAAGUUGGCCUGUUCGAUGAAGUUGAUCUAGUAAUCCACGAACCACAGGAUAUUCUACUGGAACUGGAUUCGCUGGAAAAGUGGAGCAAAAGUAUUCAGCUAUCGGACGACUUUCUGCAGAAACAAUUUACCGAGAAGGGGUUGCUAGAAUACUUCCAGCGAUCCUCCAGCCAGCUGCUGAUCUGUUGGCCUAAAGAGGUUCACUACCGAGUUGGAGCGCUACGAAGCAGCUUUAUGGCCCCGUUGGAAUUCUCUUGUGGAAUGUUUCGCAACACUCCGGUGACGUUGCGGAAAUACUCGCUCAGUGUGGAACGUAGUUUGUACUUUGCCGAGGAAGCUUGCAAAAAAGAUUUCGAACUGCUGAAUCAGAUCAAGCACUACGCAAUCGCUACGCUGAUGGCGGUUUGUUACGAUGCCGGUCUUAACCAGGCUACCCUGGUGUUCGAACCGUUCGAUUUUACUCUGUUUGACUACAUUCAUAAAAUGAACAAGCGGCUGUCCUUACUACACGCCAUUACUGUUGUGCAACAGAUCUCGCUGGCUGUAUCCUACCUGCAGGAGUGCGGUUACAUUCAUUCCAACAUAUCCAGUGGCUGCAUUCUGAUGAGAAGGUAUCCGUACACAGUAAAACUGACAUCAUUUGAGUUGACCACCGAGGCUUCCGAUUCGAUUCGUAAAGAGAUUGAAGAACGCUACGGCAGUACCUCAUCUUCGCGAAAUUCCAUGACCUCUUCGCAACACGAAGAACUUAAGAAGAUCACCACCUACUCGCGGUUGAUAAAGAAUGAUGAACAGUUUCUACGGGAUAAGUAUCGUAAACUGUCCAAGCAAGUUUCCGAAAGCAGAAAAGGUCAGAUUAGUCCUUUAGGUGACACUGGUGCGUACGAUUGCCGAACUAGUCGCUACUUGCCGUACUGUAAAGAAUACCGAGAAAAGUUUUCCCUCUUCUACUACGUCGCUCCUGAGCUACUGGUCCCGAAAUCCAACUUCGUCUUCCCGAGCAAGAAUACGGAUGUGUAUUCGCUUACAUUGCUUCUGUGGGAGAUCCUAAAUGGCUACGUUCCAUUUGUGGUGUACAGUCGACAAGAGUUGGAGAAAUUACAGGCUUCUGCCAGUCUGCAGUUACCAAUGUUCGAGAAAGAACGAUGUGAUCGCUUCCGACAAGUUUUCGAAAACGGACUAGCCUAUCUCAACGGGCGAAAACUAACUGUAACGGAUAUAUUGGAUACCUUGGAAUGUUUACUGAUAGAGAACGGCUUGAAUAAGAACUUCCAGGCAAAUGAGUUUGCCGAGGACUACGAAGAACAAUUGAACGCUUCGGAGAUAAGAAAAAAGAACGAGCUGAACGACAUUCGGAAGCAAAAUGCAAUGGAAAAGACGGAUAAAAUAUAUUUCCAAUCCACCAAUACGCAACCAGAUUACGUCAACAAAACGACGAACGGUUCAGCUGAUAGUGCCGUACCGAAACGAACGAAGCCGCAACCGAAGAAACCUUCUCGCAAGAUAAACAAAACACCAGUGCAAAAGGAAGCAGUAGAUGAGUCCAAACCGAAGAAGUCUCCGUUCGGUUCAAGCUUCAAUCUGUCCCAUUCGGCUAUCUAUCAAUCGAUAUUCGAUUUCAACAACAAAUUCCUGUCACCUCGAUCUUCGAAGCAGGUUGUCUACGGACGAACCAGUACGGUGAAGAAACACAAGAAACCCGACAGAUCUAGCAAGCGUGCAGCUAAGGAACUUUUCGAGCCAACAACCUUCGACAACCAAACUGGUAGCUUCCACAGACUAAGCACAACAGAAUCAGAUAACAAUCCAGACAAGGUCCCUAUUGCAAACAUACAACAAACUAAACAGAACGAGCCAGAAACCAUUGGACCGUUGGAAGUUUACUGUAAGGAAAGUCCAGCAAAAACGAAUAUCAACAGCGAAAAAUCCAAAUUUUUGAAGGAAAUCAUAGUGGAUGAACCUCCGGCGUACGACUGCACAAACGAAAAUCAACAGGCGGUAUCCUGCGACAGUUCACCGGGAACCAAACGAAAGAGUCUCUGUUCGAAACUUUCCAACUCAAUGCGAUUCACCAUCGGAGAUUUCACGCUGCCCGAUACCCCGAUCGCUAGGAAGAACAAGAUUCGAAAACACGCUUGGCUUUCCGAUCAAAAACUGGUCAUUUCCGAUGAGAACACUUCAACACCGGUUUCACCGCAAGGUCGAAGAACUUGCUCGUUCUUCAACGAUUUGAGCUCCCAGGUAGGCCGGGACAGUCGGUCCCAUGGUGGUUUGAGUAAUCCACUGAACUUGAACAUUUCCUCGUCGAUGCAGGAAAUCAAACCGAGGAGAAUUAAUAUUAGUGUGAAUGUUAUCCGAACGCCAGAGAUGGGAGAAAAACUAAAAGCGCACAGCCAAGAGUUUAACAAAACAACACCGACAAUCGUGGACAUUGAUCUUGACGAACCAGCUGCCCGGGAAGUUAACAAUAAAGCGGAAUCCGUUCAUAAUGUUUUUGAAGGUACCCUGUGGAAAAAAGAAAAGGAGAUUUGCGAGCGUUCAAAACUUCACCACUCGGCUGACAGUCUUGACGAAGGACAGGCAGAUACUUCGGCCACUGUGAUAACAGCGCAUUUAACUUCAGUUCGCGAUGCAAUACGUAAGAUAGAGACUACUUUCGAAGAUACCGGCUACGACUACAGCCCUAACAGAAAACUGGAUUGUUCCAAAAAACCACCAGAAGGAAAAGUAAUCUCCGAAGAGUCUGUUGUUGUUGAGGAAAAUCUCCUCAUUCCAACGAAAGUUCUUGAGCUUGAGAAAACAAUCGAGCAGCAUCCGCUAGAGAGCGAACCGCCGCGAGCGGUAACUCGAUUGGACGUUGUGCUCACUAACAAUACGUUGAACAAGAAGGAAGAACUACUACAGUAUCAGCAGCAAACGGUACUGCCAGAAACACCCGUGUUCAACCCAAACUCACAGCUAUUCAUUCGCCGCAAAGCCAACAACGCCGCAAGCGUCAUCCAGCGCACCGUUUACCGGGAAAGCAUCGUCUCUAGUUCCGAUCUACCCGGACUAGACACGACCAAUACUUCACAAGCAUCCAGCACGGCACUUCCUGCGGGAAGUGCACGCAAAAAGAAACUCACGACUCGAGUAACCGUAAACAUGCGGAAGAUUUCCCGUCGCGCCUCGGACAUCGGAACCAGUCCGGCCAGUUCGCGACCCAGUUCACUCAAUUUAGACGAGGAUCUACCCCCGUCCGGAUGUUUGACGCCAACGAAUGGAACGGCCCCGGUGCGACAUUCCUGCGGAAACGAUUUGCUGAAAGCAUUCACCAAGCUGCGUCUGGUGCAAAGUAACGAGGAAUCCGGCGGGUCAAGAUCUGUCAGCGUUAACGAGGAUCGUGGCGUCGAACGGAGAAGUAUGUGUACCCCGGUGAAGUCAACCGGGAGCGGUCGGACGGAAAAGUUUGUGUGCUGCAACUGCGGGAGCUCCAUGGUGCCAGCUGAUAGUUUGAAUGUACCUACCGGAAGUCGCAUCGGAGUAUCGGCCGCAUUCGGUGAUUUGAAUUUUCCUCGUGAAAGUUUAGCAUCCAUGUUCGAGGACAACCUAGGAUUCAUCCAGCAACCAGUCCCUGGCACCCCAAUGUCACGACAAGCCCUCGCAGCGAUCCCGAACGCAAAAUCAACCGAGGACCUAUAUAUUGACGACGAUUUCUACCAGGGGCUGAAUCUGGGUGCCAACAUGGAACUGGUGGAGUUCAUCGACGAUGGGCACUAUUUGGACGAGUUCGGUUAUGACAUCUAUACGACCGAGGAAAUUUACGACGCCGAAGAGCUUGAAGAGAAUGCUGGUCAGGAACCCAUCGGAAACGGAGAUCCAAAGGAAGAGGAACAGUUUCUGUUCAAGUGUGCUAAUUUGAACCCAACCAGUACGGAGGAAAUCGGGUCGGUGUUUUCACCGACGCAGCCCGAAGAAGAGCUGAAACAGCUCGGGCAGGAGGACAUGGAUAAGUAAAAUUUUAAAGGAUUGAUGAUAGAUUUUACAAACAUUUCUCCGAUGAUCGGAGAGGCGAAUAUACACAAUGUAUAUCUUUAUAUGAUCAAAU